Messenger RNA from Scheffersomyces stipitis CBS 6054, 781 nucleotides. RefSeq lists its product as uncharacterized. Bases 4 to 681 code for a protein of 225 amino acids. The record is from RefSeq and is a predicted model, not a curated record. NCBI's taxonomy places the organism in Eukaryota, Fungi, Ascomycota, Pichiomycetes, Serinales, Debaryomycetaceae. The transcript has a single exon.
AAAAUGUCUGACAGAAUUAGAGGUCACAUGAACGCAGACCACCAGUUGGCCUUGAAGGAUUACCUUGUAGUGUAUGGAAACCUUUCACUUUCUGAGUUUGACGAAUCGUCUGUUCUAAUUACGGAUGUCACCGAAAAGUCGAUUACAAUUGGCUACGUGUCUACGAAAACAUCUAAUCCCGAAAGCUUCACAAUCAACUGGGACGAUGCUUCUGAGAAGGAAAACGUAACAGUUUCGGGUUUUGGUGAUAUUAAGAAUAAGUUAAUUGCCAUGGCUAAUUUCGCAGCUGAAAAACAGGGCUAUUCGUCGAAACAGAUUAAAAAAGCAUUGGGGCCAUCGAAGUUUGGAGAAUAUGUCAUGUAUGCGGCAUUCCUAUACUUGUUGGCAAAUGUCUACGACAAGAACCUUGUCAGACUGGUAUUUGCCAAGGAUGCCUUGUUCUCUGGCUACAUAGCUCCCUAUGUUCCAGCUCUUGUAGCCAAAGUCAGUGGCUUGAUCCAGGACCACGCCGGUUUGAUCUUAAGUAUCACAGAAAGUAUCCAUAUUUUAGAGAUCUUGUUGGUUACCGUUCCAAACAUCAAGAAGUACAGAGUUCCAUUGGUGCCUAGCUUGCAGUGGAUCUUCAUGCAUUUCAUCGAGGGUUUCUUUGUCAUCAAGAGAUGGAAGACAUUGACCAACUAGUAAAGCUGGUAUUUAGAUAGUAUGUGACUUUGAAUUAGAUAGUAUAAUAGUGAAGAAAAAUUAGAAAAGAUUUAUAACCAAUUGGAAAAGAGAAAAGCAC